AAAGACGGCGUCGAAUACCCACCUCGAUCCCUAUACCUUAUUACCUGUGGAUUAUUGCGCCAUCUUAAGGACAAAAAUGUCUUUGACAAAAACAUCUUGGACAACAAUGACUGUAGAUUUAGUGAGUUCCGGAAAAUUCUCGAUAGCAAGAUGAAAGACCUCUUGAAGCGCGGUUUUGGAACAUCGAUAAAGCAAGCGGAGCCCAUCAUGCCGCAGGAUGAAGAAAGCAUGUGGAACAAAGGAAUAUUCGGCGAUAAAGAUUCAGAAACUCUUCAGCAUACCAUGUUCUAUUACAACUGCAAACUCUUUGGUUUACGUGGACAUGACGAACACCACGAACUUGAGUGUAGUCAGUUUGUUCUUGGGACUGACAACUCCGGAAAAUAUGUAGAAUUCAUCGGGCGUGCCAGCAAGACGUACAAGGGCGGUUUGGCGCAAAUGCAGCUACCAAAUAAGUGCAUACGACAUCACAGUUCAGCUGGUGAGCGUUGUAUCGCAGACUACUAUAAAAUGUAUUUGGAUGGUCUGGAUAAUGGGGGGUCAUUCUAUCGACGCCCGUUGCAAGGAAGCCCGCCAAAAUAUGGAAACCAACUCGUCGGUGUGAACAAACUGAAAUCAAUGAUGAAAGUGAUCUGCAAAAAGGCUGGAUUGGAGGGAAAUUACAGUAACCACUCCGAUAAACGCACCUGCGCAACACAAUUAUACAUGGCAGGGGUGGACGAACAAGAGAUAAUGAGGAGGACGGGUCAUCGCUCAGAAAAGGCAGUAAGAAAAUACAAACAACCGUGCGACGAUAUUCUUAAGAAGGUGUCUGCAGUAUUGGAACCUAUUCCUGGGGUGGCAAAAUCCUUGGAGAAAAGAAAGCGCGAGGACGACAUGGAAACUAAUACCGACCUGCCGUGUCGUCCAACAAAAACAUUACGCUCCUUUGGUUCUGACAUAACUAAUGCCAAAAAUGGACAGUACUUUCAAAAGUGUAAUAUUUCUUUCAAUUUUUGAAUAGUCUGAGAAAUUGUGCAUUCUCUUAAUUUCUAAA
Molecule: messenger RNA, 1036 nt
Organism: Magallana angulata
Lineage: Eukaryota; Metazoa; Mollusca; Bivalvia; Ostreida; Ostreidae
Exons: 2
Coding region: 151-999 (282 amino acids)
Biological process (GO): DNA recombination; DNA integration
Molecular function (GO): DNA binding
Source: RefSeq, a predicted model, not a curated record